Molecule: messenger RNA, 2234 nt
Organism: Babesia bovis T2Bo
Lineage: Eukaryota; Apicomplexa; Aconoidasida; Piroplasmida; Babesiidae
Exons: 1
Coding region: 41-2209 (722 amino acids)
Source: RefSeq, a predicted model, not a curated record
AUAUACACGAUUUCAUUGUCAAAACUGAUAAUUCAAUCGCAUGGAUGUAAAAAUGAAGGACCGUACGCUAGUAACCGAUAUACUUGAUAUUAAUCAAGUCAUUCCAGAAGAGGAACAUGUUAUUCCCGAGGAUUUAAACUCUAGUCCACACUCGCUGAUACUAGAUGAUCCAACAUGUUCCGAGGAAAAUGAAUAUAAUUUUAAACAAACUCAGGAUGAGGGUUCGCCCAGACCUGCGACAUUUUCAGCAGAUGAUAGAACUAAUAGCAUUGAUGCAUUUCCAGUCAGGAUGCAUUCUGACGUGCAAACGGAUUCAGGUAGAGCCUCUUUUAGCAGCACUGUGCACUCCUUCAUAGGGCUAUAUACACUUACUAAGAAUAAACUGAAAAAUAGGUUUCCUCGAUUGUCGACCAGUUGGAUGAGCAGCUCCAAAUAUUCUGAACUUUCCGAAUCGCAAUUUAGUAACAUGACAUCUCGUUCAGGUAUACGUGGAUUUAAAUAUAUAGGGAAAAAAUGGAAAAAGGAAGAACGUGCAGUAAUGUCAAGCAUCAGUGAGGAUGCAUCGCAAGCAGGCAGUACAGUAGCUCCCUACGAAGGUAGACAGGAAACUCCUCCUAGUAGCAUAUGGAACAGUAUGACGGAACAUUCAUCAUCAAAAGCUGAUGUAAUGCAAAAAGCUCACGUAUCAAUAAAAGAACGUUUUAAGUGGACGUCUAAGAAGGCUGCACCUAAGUCUGCAUCCAAGGAUGCUAUAUCAAAUGUACCACAGACAAAUCAACUUCACUUACCUACUACAAUAUGUUAUGUACUGUCAUCUCCGAAAACAGCGUUAUCAAAUAAACUCGGACAAGGGAAGAAAAACACGUUCAACUUCUCCUUUAAGAGAAAUGGUAAAUUGAUGUAUCUGAAACAAAAAUUGGGUAAUGUGCAAAAGCAAAGUAACAAUGAGCGUGCAUUUCCCCAAGAUCAAUCAGACGCAAGUAAGCAACAGUCGCAACCAGUACCUUCUGUACACUGUGGAUUUAACUGCUCUAAUGUUUACUAUGCAGCAAAACGCUUUAGGUUUCCAUGGAAUAAAGAUAAUGGCGAUGAUCCAGCAAUGGAUAAUAUGUUCACUGUCACAAUAGUCAACCGUGGUCAUGCCAAUAUGCUCAUACUGAAAUACCAAAGUCAUUGUAAAAAUUGUUUGGAUAUUACACCUGAUUUUGGUUGGAGAAGGAUGGUAGAAGAAUACGUAAAAUCGGGGAAUGCCAACAGUGGAAAAAGAAACAAGGUUUCAAAUGAAUACGAUGAACUAUAUGCCCUUAGGUCAUACAUGUACUUUAGAGAAUCGAAAAAGGUAACACAUGUAGUCGGUUUAUGUGAAUUGGCCAUAAAUAUUGCAUGUAGGGCCAUAUUAUUAGGUGUAAUGUCCGGACUUAUAGAUACUAGGAGUAUACCAACGUUUCUAAAAAAUCUUAUAGGUAAACACUGCGGAGAAGAUUAUGUAAUGCGAGACAAACACAGUGAAUCUGUAGGAAAAGUAGAGAAUGAUGGUGACGAUGUUUAUCACCCUUUGUAUGUAAAAGGAGGCCUAAUCGGUCUAUGCGUUUCUUCUUCCAUACAAUCCGUCCUUGAUAGCCAACGGUACAAGGAUGCCCUUGUGAACGCCAAGCGUAAAUUUAGGUGGAAGAUGAUAUCAAAACAACAGAAAGAAGAUGGUACUGUCACAGAGUCCAAUAAUAAUGAACCUGAUAUUCACACAUUCCUACCUAUACCUGACUAUGGAUGGAAGCUGGUACAGCGAUCCCAUUUUGAUCGUACAUUCCUUGAUAAUGCUUCUAAAAGUAAUGGGAGAACAUCAGUAGGUGCUAAUCUACGACGGUUGGUUAGCAAAAAGAAUAUGGAUCUGCUUACUACAACAAGCGUAUACUCCAAUGCCAUACUCUCUAAGAUUAAACCACCACAAUUCAAAAAUAUAGAAGGUUAUAUAUACUCGGAUGUAGGAGCCAUAGGCAUGAAUAUUGCGGAACAACUGUACAGGCUGGAAAGCAAACAACUUAUUCGUGAGAAACUACCGAAAAAUACAUUCGGCUUUAAGGUGACAAACCCAAGGGCAGCAAUUUCACCAUGCGGUACAAAAUUUAGUGUUGUACCUGAAGAGCUCAUACUCAACGUAGCUACUAUGGUACACGAAAUGUACAUGACGCAACCCUGCCUCAUGUUUUAGACACUAGAUUAAUUAAUCACUUUGU